Centruroides sculpturatus (bark scorpion) is the source of this 1722-nucleotide messenger RNA. Its product is annotated as 4-hydroxybutyrate coenzyme A transferase-like. Gene Ontology annotation, biological process: acetate metabolic process. Bases 18 to 1454 code for a protein of 478 amino acids. Lineage: Eukaryota; Metazoa; Arthropoda; Arachnida; Scorpiones; Buthidae. The record is from RefSeq and is a predicted model, not a curated record. The transcript has 8 exons. Gene Ontology annotation, cellular component: mitochondrion. Gene Ontology annotation, molecular function: acetate CoA-transferase activity.
UUUUCUAAGAUUCUUCAAUGGCGAUUCGACGUUUUACAAAUGCUUCGUUACUUUCGUGUAAUAAUUUAAAUCGAAUUGUUUCUCUACUAAAGAAGAAAGUUAUUAUUGCAAGAAGCUAUUUUACUUAUUCUCAAAAUCCUAAUCACUAUCCAAGGAGACAAAGUAAAUGGACUUCAGCAGAAGAAGCUGUUUCUGUAAUUAAAUCUGGUGAUAGACUAUAUGUGCAAGCCAUAUCUUCGACUCCUCGAACACUUGUAGCAGCAAUGGUGCAUCAUGCCAAAGCUUCACGACUCAAAAAUUUAUCCAACUAUCUUCAUUUUAUGUAUGGAGAUGUCGAAUAUCUGAAACCAGAAUAUCAAGAUAUAUUUCAUUGCAACGUAGUUUUCGUUAGUCCAAAUAUACGUGAAGCUAUAAAUACCGGAAAGGCUCAUUAUGUACCCAUAUUCAUCACGGAUAUUCCAUUAUUCCUUCACCAGCAACCUGUUGAUGUUGCAUUGGUUCAAGUAUCACCACCGGAUGAACGUGGUUUCUGUAGUUUGGGAGGUUGCGUAGAAUCUACCAGAGCUGCAAUAGAAACAGCCAAAUGUGUUAUAGCACAAGUCAAUUCUUACCAAAUUAAAACCUUUGGUGACAGUCAAGUUCACGUCAACUGCUUUGAUUUCUUAGUAGAAGGGCAUCAUGAGUUACCACAAGUACAACUGAAGCAGUAUUCAGAAACUGAUUUAAAAAUAGGAAAAUUACUUGCGGAUAAUCUAGUAGAUGAUGGUUCAACACUCCAGACAGGUGUUGGAUCUCUUCCCGACGCCAUAUUGGCUUCGCUUAAUCAACACAGGAAUUUGGGUUUUCAUACCGAAAUGUUCAGUGAUGGAGUUGUCGAUCUAUUUAACUCUGGUGCCAUUACUAAUCGAUUUAAAACCGUUAUUCCAAGAAAGAUAGUUACGUCUUUUACUAGAGGAACUAAGAAACUUUAUGAUUUUUUAAAUAACAACGUAUGUGUCGAGAUGAGGGAUAUCAGUUUCACUAACAACACAGGAGUGAUCGCUUCCAAUCACAAAAUGGUGGCCAUUAAUUCAUGCAUCGAGAUUGAUUUAGCUGGAGAAGUUGCAGCCGACUGUAUUGGAUCUUAUAUUUAUUCAGGAUUUGGAGGUCAGGUAGACUUUUUAAGAGGAACUGCUGAAAGUUUAGACAGAAAGGGAAAGCCCAUAAUCGUUUUACAUUCGAGGACUAAUAAAGGACAAGCCAAAAUCGUACCUCAUUUAAAACCUGGAUCGGCAGUUGUGUCCACGCGUGGCCACGUCCAUUACGUAGUUACAGAAUAUGGAAUUGCUAAUCUUUUUGGCAAGACUCUAAGACACAGAGCUUACGAAUUAAUUCGAAUUGCUCAUCCGGAUGAUAGAGAAAAGUUAGAAAAGGCAGCAUUUGAUAGAUUUAAGUGCAUGCCUUCACCUUUAUGAGGAUACUUAAGCUGGACUCUGUAUUAAUCAUCCAUCAAAGAUUUAUUCUAUAAAUUUGUCAUUUUGAAAAUUUAGUGGUAAUUAUAUUUCGCAGACAUUUGUUCAACAUGACGAAUAAAAUAAUACAAAUGUAUUUAAAUACACAAACCCUGAGAAUUCUCCUUGUAAAAUACAGUAUCUACCAAUGGCACGUUAUACUCGGUAGCUUCAAGAGACCGCAAAUUUGAAUGCAGAGGUCCCAUGUAGACCUACAGUGUUGACUUCAAAC